Physella acuta is the source of this 3233-nucleotide messenger RNA. Its product is annotated as G-protein coupled receptor 161. Gene Ontology annotation, molecular function: G protein-coupled receptor activity. Gene Ontology annotation, biological process: G protein-coupled receptor signaling pathway. The record is from RefSeq and is a predicted model, not a curated record. Lineage: Eukaryota; Metazoa; Mollusca; Gastropoda; Physidae. Gene Ontology annotation, cellular component: plasma membrane; endosome.
GGAGGAGAUUCGCAGAGUUCACUGGACGUGAGUUCACACAUUUUACAACCCGCUCAAAUUUUCUCAGACCAGACUUUUUCACGUGCAGGAAUUUUCUCUCUCAGUUGUGGCACUAGACGUCUGCCAUGCCAGACCGUCGGACACGACGAGACAGAGAGUGAGCAGAAAGGAUUAUUUAUGUUUACAACACAGACCUAUUUGAUUGCGCGAGAAUUGCGAGUGAUCUAAAUAUAGCUGUCACGUGACCCGUGUUUACAUACGUCACCGCCAUAGAGCCGUGGAUAUUUAGACGAGAUACACUGGAGGUAGAAACACAUCGGGAUAAAGUGCAGUGAUUCUGGGUGUUGUUUUGUGGAUAACUUUCUGUGGAUAACAUGGCCUGUGUGGAUACAGGCGACACUAGCUUGGUGUUUCUAUGGAUCAACUGGAUACUCUAGUGACUGGGAGAGUAAAUCAAUGUAUCUGACUGCGUGGAUGUUUGAUUGUGUGAUAUUAUGGUGUCACUGACAGAUGAUAUGGUGUCACUGACAGAUGCCUUACAGGAGCACGUUCGUCUUGUCAUCAUAGGCAGCGUCAACGACACGGCCGCCCCUCCCCCACCAAAUGACGUCACGCCGGCCAACAGCACCCAGAUCUCUACCACAGAGACGACCAUCAUGGGCACGCUGUUGGCCUCUGUCUUCCUGGCCAGUUUGCUGGCCAACGCUUUCGUCUUCGUCGUCUUCUGCAAGCGCAAGUCGAUCUCCAUGUCGAACCGGUUCGUCGCGAACCUGACGAUCGGCAACUGUCUGAGUACGGUGUGCAUCAUGCCGUUCGCCUUCACGUCGCUGGUGCUCAAAGACUGGGUCUUUGGUGCCUUCUGGUGCCAGGCUACAGGCUUCAUGAUGAACGUCAUCGUCAGUGCCAGCAUCUUCACGCUGGUAGUCAUCUCCGUGGACCGGUACUGUGCUGUGGUCACGCCCCUACACUACUCCAUGCGCCUCACCAGCAGACGAUGCACUUUGUUGAUAGUCUGUAUAUGGGCGGGGGCGGUGCUUAUCUCAGCCCCGCCCCUGAUGGGUUGGAACGCCAUCGAGUACCAGCUGGACAAGAUGGUGUGCACGGUCACGUGGUACAGCAGCACGCGCUUUGACCGCUACUACACGUGUUUCCUGAUCAGCUGCAGCUUCGUCCUGCCGCUGGGCGCCAUCUUCUGGACCUACGCCAAGAUGUUCCGGGCCGCCCACGGCAACAUCGUCAGGGCGCGGCGCAACAGCGUCGUCCGGGUCAACUCCGCCUCCACCAACCAAUCAGACGACACCCAGCAGCAGAACACGCCCAUCAACUCGAGACGACGGAGCAGCUCCGCCCCUAUUAUACGGCGCCUGAGCCAGUCCUCCAGCCGCUCCUCCUCCCUGCUGUGGAGGAAGGAGGAGUGGAAGACAGCCGUCACCAGCUUCCUCGUCCUCUUCAGCUUCGCCCUCUGCUGGGCGCCGUACUUUGUGGUGAUGGCGGUGGAGGCGGGCCUGGGCCGGGCCUCGCCCCUGCUGCCCAUCACGUCCCACGUGUCCACGGUUCUGGCCAUGUUCAGCUGCGCCUGCAACCCGCUGGUGUAUGUGUUCCGCAGCAAGCUGACCCGCCGGGAGCUGACCAGCAUCGUGCGGGGGCGGGCCAACUCGGACCACGAGAUCUGCGUGCCGCAUGAGUUCCCGCGCCGGCUGUCCGGCGCACGCAACGAGAGCGGCCGGAGCCUGCGCAGCAUGGGGGAGGUGGAGGAGGAGAAACUUCCGGACCUGCGGCAGGAUGACCUGCGGCAGGAUGACCUGCCCAGGAAGAAAUCCUCCAGCUCCAAGAUUGUGACGUACGGCGGCCUUGACCCUGCUACCGACAACACGGCCGUCUGCUGCUCGUGUGUCAAGGAGUGAACGUUCUGUCGUCUGCUAGAGAAACUCCACAAGACAAGUUUGACUGCUGCUCAUGCCCAAUCUAGGACAACUCGUGAAAGUGACAACUCGUGAAAGUGACAACUCGUGAAAGUGACAACUCGAGAAAGUGACAUGUGACAAUCUAGCAAGUGAUACCAAGUUUCCUUGUCCAACUUAUUGCUCAACUUUGACGGAGUUUAAUUAUCUUGGAACCAUUUUUGUUUAUAAAUUAUUUUUGUAGACAAAUAUUUAUGUACAUUUUUUGCUGACACUUAUAAAUAUGACUUAAACCUCACCAAUUUUAUGACACCUAUAAAUAUGACUCGACCCUUACCACGCUGAUAUUCUUAUAUGUACACAAUGUUCUUUUUUUUCCAUAAAAAUAUUUGGCAGGAGGAUAUGUAAAGACGAUCAUAAUUUCCAGCCGUAAUGUAAACAUUGCAUGUCUCAAAUUUUUAACAUUUCGCUGCAGGGGAAGUAACUGCAGAAUUAAUCCCCGCACGAAGUUUACAAUAGUUACCUCCCUGCUUUCGUUUCCAAUGCUUUAGCAACGAAAACCAAAUUGAUAUAUUAUAUAGAUCUAGAUAUAUAUUUUAAUUUUAAAAAGUUGCAUUUUAUGUAUUUUAAGCUUUGACAUUUUAAAAAUCUUAAUGAAAAAUGAAGUUUGAUUUGUAGUCAAAUGUCAUAUCAACCCUUGAACAAAUGACAUAUCAACAUUUUUUUGUCUAAUGACAUCAUCUUCCAUCAAUGACAUAUCAAGUCAUGGUUGAAUGAUUUUUUUUUACCCUCAGUCAAAUGGCAAGUUAGCCUUAAGUUCGCGAUUCUUUCACUCAUGUAUGGUGACACUCCUACUGUCAUGACAUUACUACUGUCAUGACAUUACUACUGACAUGACAUUACAACUGUCAUGACAUUACAACUGUCAUGACAUUACUACUGACAUGACAUUACUACUGACACUACACUACUGUGCAAUAGUGAACCAAAACAAAUACUCGUGAUUUGUAAAUGUGUAUUUUUUGUCAACAUUUUCCUUACAUUUUGUUAACAUUUGACCUACAUUUAACGUGUGUAUAAAACGUUGUGUUGAUGGUUAUGAUAAGUUAACGGAGUUAUAAAAUAUUUAAAAUAUGUUAAAAGUGCAUUUGCAUAUACCGUUAGCUAAUUUUGUCUAGCUAAUAGACAUCUGUCCUAAAUUAAUUAGCUUCCUGUCUAAAGCAAUUAAUAUUUGGCUGAUUGCAAUUACCACGUGUUUCAACUUAAUUCACGCAUGACUUGACAGACUGUAUGACAGACUGUAUCAGUCUGUCAAACGAGACUACUUUAGAC